AUGUUUAGUGGAGGACUUUGGGGUGCGGUUGCAUCAGGGGGGCUCUCGCUGAGCGAGCAGGAACGCAAUCCUCCAGCAAAACCAAUCGCCCUCGAAUUUCCAGGCUACAUUCCCCCGCGAGGCGAUAGCCCCUUGACACGCAAACAUAUUGAGGCACUUUGCAAAGACCUCGUAUCAAUACGAAGACCUUCAGACAUCCAAGACUCCCAUUUCGCACAUCUCAAUAUUGAUCUGGAGGAAGACAUCUCCCUUGCAGAGCUCGUCCCGGAGAAGCACUUCGAAUCCCGCCCGUUCUUGUACGAUGCAGACCUGACUGCUAUGCUUAAUGAGCUCGAGGUCGACAACGAAGAUGCUUAUCGCGAAAUCCUUCGCCUGCCUCCGCUCGAGGGAAGGAAAAAGCCGCGGUUGGCCUACUCGAGGAACUUUUUUGGAAGUUUAGAAGAUAUGAGUCGUUAUUGGGAUGACAGCAGAGACCAGUACUAUGAAGUUGAAGCAAACGAGGCCGACCACCCAGCCACUAAGCCCUCUAUUUUGAGACCAAGUAUCCUUACCGCGCAAGCCGGUAAAGACGAGGACACCGAGAUUAACGAUGUUGCCGCCCAACAACGAGCUCUCGAAACAGGGCCAGACACGACCGCGAGUAUAUCCGGCAUUCCGUCGGAAGGGCAUACUAUCAAAGUUCCAACUCGGCCAAAGCUGAAGCCAGUGUAUAAGGGGCACCGUCUGGGUAACGGCGAGCAAAUGAAUCCUGGGACCAGAGUGGGAGCAGUCAGAAACCUGCUGAAGAUGGCUGUUCACAAAUUCACUUGUCGAGACUACGAAGUCAACCCGCGUGAGCGGCUCCGGAUUGGCAACGUCAAUCUCCCCUCUACGUACUACAACUUUUGCGUAACCAAAUUACCCGCUGAAAUGAAGCUGGCGAGGGCGAGGAUGGUCGAGGGCCCGCUGAUGGCGGUGCACUGCAGGAAUGAGGUCAGGUUCAAAUCCCGAGACGACCUGCUGGGCCCUGCCAGUGACUUUGUUGGCGAAAAGUAUGACCUAUUUAGGGAAGUGGCAGGCAUGUUGAUGGUUGCGCAACAACGUGCACGGGAGGGUCGGAAGCUGUCCGCCGAGCCAGGCGAGCACCAGUGGUGGGCCAUCAAGCCUCGCUGGGGUGGUGGUGAAACGAGAUGGGGACAGCUUGCCAACGAGGUGUAUGAGGAUGAUGACCCUAGUUGGAGUCCGGAGGAGCGACGACUGCAGAUGGAGAAGCGGAAGAAGGAGGAAGAGGAACGGCAGCAAGCCGAGGCUGCUUCUUUAGCCAACUUGGAACACCUCCAACCCGAAGAUUUGAUGUCGCGACAGUUAGCGAGCGGUGAGCGGCCAAAGAAGAAGAAGAGAAGUGGCGAGAAUGGCGGUCCUUCUAACGGCAAGGCUGAGUACAGAGAGGGCAGAAGGCUGAUGUACACUCAACCAGUCCGACGGAAAUGGUAUCAAGAGUGGCUGAAGAUCCGUCCCAAUGGUCCGACCUGGGACGAAAAAAUCAUCUACAAGAGAGUCGGCAUGCGUAGUCGAGAGCAUGGGGGAGAUGGCUGGGACAAUAUCUACAUGGUCUCUGCGGUAAAUCACCACGCUUGCAUAUUGAGGUUGUGCGUGCACGACGACUAUCUUCAGUGGCUGGAGAUGGAGCAGACCAAGGAAGAUCACCCUGAGCAACAAGCUCACGAUUCUCCAUGCGAGAACACAAGGCAUGAGCAUAUUCUCUAUAUGAGGCGGAGUCAUUGGUAUGAUCUGUUUGACGCGCAGCAGAGAAAAGAGUUCUUGGUGGGCAUAUGGAGGAUCAUGUGUUGGCUCAAUCGAGACGAGGUCCCGCCGGGAGAGUAUGAGAAGAUGGAGCAACUGAGGAGAGAUCAAGAAAAGGACGAUGGAGACCAUAAAAUGGAGGUCUGA
This is a messenger RNA of Capronia coronata CBS 617.96, 1929 nucleotides long. RefSeq lists its product as uncharacterized. The transcript has 2 exons. The record is from RefSeq and is a predicted model, not a curated record. The coding region runs from base 1 to 1929 and encodes 642 amino acids. NCBI's taxonomy places the organism in Eukaryota, Fungi, Ascomycota, Eurotiomycetes, Chaetothyriales, Herpotrichiellaceae.